This is a messenger RNA of Cloeon dipterum, 995 nucleotides long. RefSeq lists its product as uncharacterized. Lineage: Eukaryota; Metazoa; Arthropoda; Insecta; Ephemeroptera; Baetidae. The coding region runs from base 1 to 993 and encodes 330 amino acids. The transcript is spliced from 3 exons. The record is from RefSeq and is a predicted model, not a curated record.
AUGUCUGAGGAGGAAAUCAGAAAAUCGUUUGGACAUCUAAGACUGCUCGAAUGUGUCACGUCGAGCCACACAAGGUGCCAGAUUUGGAAGGUUUUGCCGCAUCUGGACAUCGUCCGAAACGUCCAAAGAUUUGGUCUCGCGUUGGAAGAUUUCCUUGAAGACGACGACUCGCCAAGAGAGCGGAAAUGUUUACACUUAACCGAUGACGCGAAUUCCAACUGGAUCUUCUGCUCGUGUCCAGAUUUCUCUUUCUCCAGCAUCAGAUUCUUGGAGCUCAGUUGCUUGGAAAAAACGUGGGUCAAGAACGAGGUUACCCCAAACGCAUCGAGCACACUGGAAAGUCUGGUCAUCAACCUUUUACACCCUGAAGCGUCAGUUGGAGCUAUUCUGCGAGAAUAUGGAGCAAACCUUCGAAGGCUUUUCAUUAAUGGAUUUAGAUUUCAAAAUAUCCAGCUGGGACUCAUCUCUGAACUUUGCCCCAGGCUUGAAGCAAUUCAUCUAAAAUUAGUUGGUGUCAAUGGAAUUUCCCAAUCAACCAGCUUCCGCCACCUGAAAGAAUUUAUUUGGGCCCAUUCAGAUUUCAAGUUGGAAGCCAGCCUCUCUGCCGUUUUUUCUUGUGCACCAAACCUGCAAAAGGUUCAAAUAGAAGGCCAGCAAUUCAACCUGAACGAUCUGCAGCAAGUGAAGAUUUUGACCAUCGAAGAGAAGAUUCUGGGUUCAUUACAGUCUCUGCGCUGGAAAAUUGGUUGGUGCACAUCAGCCAUCUUGAAGGGAAUCACGGAAAUCGUGAAAAAUGCGUCUGCAAUUCUGCCGGAACUUAGAGAGUUGGAGCUUUCUUACGAGAACACCGUCCUGACUUCCGCGAAAAUCGCGCAUUCUGUGCACGGUGACAGUUUCAGAAAUGAGUUUUUCCGAUCAAUGCCUGACAACGGUUUGUCCAAAGCCAUGAUGGCUGAUAAAAUUCUCGUCGAGGUUUUAAAAUCUUAUAAAUAAAU